CUGUAGGAACUAGAGAAGCAGGCAGAGAUGAUGGAGUUUAAGAUCUCCCUGAGGGCUCUUUCUGUGCUCCGUUUCAUCACUGAUCGGGUAGACAGUUUGCCACUGAGUGCCCUAACACGGAUGCUGAACACUCAUAAUGUGCCCUGCCUCCUGGUAGAGCUCCUGGAGCAUUGUCCAUGGAGCUGCCGCGAAGCAGGCAAGCUAAAAAAGUUUGAGAAUGGAAUGUGGCAUGUGGUGCCUCCUGAAGACCAUGUGAAGAUGACCAAGCUGGAUGGGCAGGUGUGGAUUGCCCUCUAUAACCUCCUCCUGAGCCCAGAAUGCCAGCGGAAAUACAACUUGGACCGUUUCAACAAGAGCCAGCUCCUAAAGCUCCGUGCAUUCCUGACUGAUGUCCUCAUUGACCAGUUGCCAAAUCUGGUGGAGAUGCAGAGAUUUCUGAGCCACCUCGCAGUGACAGAGCCUGUUCCACCCAAAAAGGACCUCAUCCUGGAACAGGUUCCUGUCAUCAGGGACCGCAUUAUCAGAGAGAAUUCUGGGAAGUGGCAGGCGAUUGCCAAGCACCAGGUGAAGCACAUGUUCAGCCCCUCAGAGGACGAGUUGAAAGACCUGGCGUGCCGGUGGUCACGGACAUACAACCUGGAUGUGAUGGAGGCUCUCGUCCCAGAGAAACCCAAGUGCGGGCUGUGUGGCUCUGAGGCAACAAAGCGCUGCUCUCGCUGUCAGAACGAGUGGUACUGCAAACGGGAGUGCCAGGUUCGGCACUGGCAAAAGCACAAGAAAGCUUGCAACCUAAUGGCUGAUGCCCUGAAGAAAAUAAAAGAGGACCUGAAAGUGCAGCCAUAAUGCAGAGCCAGAGCCUUCCAAAGAGGGACUUCUCCUCCCAGGCAUUCCAGCAAUCUGAGAGCAAAGGGUCGCCAGUCAGAACUAGAGAUGGACAGCCCCUUGUUCAUCUAACCUGGGCCCAGUGCACCACUGCUGCCUGCCUCCUGUUAACUGGGCAUGCUAUGGUAGUGCAUGGGCUGCUCCAGAUCCCAGCCUUGCAGCCUCGGACAGUAGGCCCAGAUCCGCUACCAUGGGAUCAUGCUCAGCUCAGCGGGAGGCAGCAGCCACUGGCCAGCACAACUGCUGAGAUUGGGAGCAUUGGUUCUCUCAUACCCCAUUCUGACUCCUAGUUUCUGAACCUUUCCUUGCUUGAGAACAGGCUGCUCCUGACCUCAGGGACUCAUUUAUGCUAAGCAGCUUUCUCCAUGCUGCCACCCAUGACUCACAAGCAGCUAGUGUUACUGGGCAUCCUACCUGAAGCAGGCGCCACCUGCUGUCAUGCAGCAUGGCAGUGAGCACAGAUCUUGCCACUCUGCGGCAGAGCACAGUGGCAGCUGACAAGUGUGGAACUAACCACUGACU
This is a messenger RNA of Chelonoidis abingdonii (Abingdon island giant tortoise), 1404 nucleotides long. Lineage: Eukaryota; Metazoa; Chordata; Testudines; Testudinidae. The record is from RefSeq and is a predicted model, not a curated record.